GAAAAAUUAGGAAAGAUGAAGCAUUGGGUUACUUUAAUUCCAUGAUUCAAACCAAACCCUUGCCCUCCAUUUGGACUUUCAAUUGUUUGUUGGGGGCACUCUCCAAGAUGAAGCAAUAUUCUGCUGUCGUUUCGACCUAAUGUCUGUACAAUGAAUAUUUUUCUGAAUUGCUUGUGCCAUCUAAACCGGGUGGAUUUGGGUUUCUCUGUUUUAGCAAUUACCCUUAAAUGUGGUCUUCAACCCGAUGCUCAUUCUAUAAACACUUUACUUCACGGGCUUUGCAAGUACGGUUCCUGGGCCGAGGCAAUAGAGCUGUUCAAGUUAAUAGAAGAGAAGGGAUACAAAUGCGAUGAAAUCACUUAUGCUACCAUGAUCAAUGGACUAUGCAAGGCUGGGAAAACUUCUAAGGCACUCGAGAUACUUACGAAUAUGUUGGAAGAUGGAAGGUUCAAGCCCAAACAAGACUGCUACAAUCCCAUCAUAGAUAGCCUGUGUAAGGAAAGACAAAUAGAUGAGGCCUUGACCCUAUUUAGAGAUAUGAUCUACAAAAGUGUUGUACCGGGUAUUAUCACUUAUACCACUUUGAUUCAUGGGUUAUGCAACAUGAGUCGCUGGGAAGAAGUGCUCUCUCUGUUUGAAGAAAUGGUGGAUCAAGGAGUCAGGCCAGAUGUUGUCACCUAUAACACUCUACUUUAUGCAUUGUGCCAAUCGGGGAGGUUUGAAAAAGCCAAGAGCUUCUUGAUUUGCAUGCUUAACAGUGGAAUUUCACCCGAUGUAUACGCAUAUAGUGUUCUUAUCAGCCGUCUUUGCAAGGAGGAAAGAAUUCGAGAAGCGCUUACUCUGUUUGAAAAGAUGAAAACGAAUGGCCUGAAGCCUAAUGUUGUCACUUUUAAUAGCAUGAUUUCCGCAUCAUGCAAGUCUGGUAACUGGGAGGAAGGUGUGAGAUUAUUUAAAACCAUGAUUGGUUAUGGAGUCUUGCCUGAUAUUGUUACAUACAAUUCUGUACUGGAUGCUUUAUGCAAGGAAGGGAAGACAGCAGAGGCACUGAAUCUUGUGGAAGAAAUGAUCCGUAGAGGGGAAAAGCCUGAUGUUGUGACUUACAACUCCUUAAUUAAUGGAUUGUGCCGUACAGCUCAAUGGGAAGAAGCCACAAGAUUGUUUGAUGAUAUGGUAGGCCGGGGACUCUUGCCUGAUACCGUUACUUUGGUAAUACUUUUGGAUGCUAUCUGCAAAGGUGGGAUGACAGAAGAGACUCACAAAAUAUUUGAGGCAACAAUUGAAUACAGUAUGAAACUCAGCGCAAUAACUUGCAGUAUGCUGGUUAGUGAAUAUUGUUUGCAGGGCAGAAUGGAUAAGGCGAAGGUGGUCUUGAACUUAAUGGUGAUUAUGGGUUAUGCGCCUGAUAUUGCUUCCUAUAAAACCUUGGUCAACGGCUAUAUAAGCGUUGACAGAAAGGGUGAAGCUUUGAGGCUUGUUAAAGAAAUGAUCGAAAUAGGAUUGAUGCCUGAUCUGGAAAUGCAACAAACUUUGGGGCGUUUUCGUUGUAAAAGGCAUAUUGGAUUAGCAGGGUAAAUGCUCAAAUUGGCCAACAUAUAUAUAGUUGUAUCCUAAUUGUUGGCAUUGUUGAUGUUUCUUAAACAUAACCAGCGAUAUGAUGUUUUAUACAAUCUGCAAGCUUUCGGUUGACUCUUCCUGUGGAAACAUUUCUGUUGGCUUUUAUUUAAAAUCCUUAAGAUGUUGACAAUUUACCAUAUCCUUAGGCACAUUCUACUCUUAAAUGCUUCCAUUAACUGAAGAUGUACAGGAUCAAAGGUAAGUGAAGGAGAAAGCGAGGUAAUAGUGUAAUGAUGUAUUUCACACAUCCGAGGGACUCACCUUGUAAAUUACCGGUACCACCAUUUGUUGAUUUGAUUUCUUGCAGUCGAGGAUCUUCACAAGUUCGUCCAAGCACCACCUUCUGGAGACAUAGUUUCCAAAGAAUACAAUGACAGAAAUCCUCGACUCUACAAUCGCUUUGAGGAGCGUUGUUGACAUUUCUCCUCUUGAAAGAAAAUCAUCCAGCGAGGUGUAAAUUCCUUUUUGACGCAAAGUGCUAUACAAAUGGCAUGUGAAACUGUAGCGCGUGACCUUGCCUCUGAAACUCAAGAAUACAUGGUAUUUCCAUGAAUUGGUGAAACGAGGCAGCUGCUGUUGACAUGAACGAUGAGGCAGCUGCUAUUGAGGAGGAAAAGAUGAGGCAGCUGCUGUUGCCUCUUUAGCCAUUGAAGCCAACCAGAUGAUUGUUUCAAUAGAAUUUCAAUCAAUAGUUGACUUUGGAAUGAGACAUGAACGAUGAUAUGUUCCUGCCAUGUGCUUUCCUCUUGACAUUAUUUUACGUAUAAAGUUGGAAAAGACAAAUACAAAAGCACCCAAUACCUUGAGAA
Malus domestica (apple) is the source of this 2423-nucleotide messenger RNA. The record is from RefSeq and is a predicted model, not a curated record. Lineage: Eukaryota; Viridiplantae; Streptophyta; Magnoliopsida; Rosales; Rosaceae.